This is a messenger RNA of Pollicipes pollicipes, 3444 nucleotides long. Its product is annotated as ankyrin repeat and KH domain-containing protein 1. Gene Ontology annotation, molecular function: protein binding. Gene Ontology annotation, biological process: innate immune response. Bases 173 to 3280 code for a protein of 1035 amino acids. The transcript has 24 exons. The record is from RefSeq and is a predicted model, not a curated record. Lineage: Eukaryota; Metazoa; Arthropoda; Thecostraca; Pollicipedomorpha; Pollicipedidae. Gene Ontology annotation, cellular component: cytoplasm.
GGUGCCGGUGCCAUCUCGGGACAGAUUGCUGGACUUUAGAGCCGGGGUCCCACUGACUGACCCCCGGCACCCGCUGGAGCGGCUAGGCAGUGGGGUCUGAACUGUCGCCGGAUAACGGCAGCAACGCGUGAUUUCUUGCGGCCCCUUGAGAACGGUGUGCACACUUGCCGCGAUGCCACGAAAGAAACCCUCCGGGCCAAAACCCGCGGCGAAGACCCCAACGGAGCUCAUGAACGCGGCCUUCAGCGGGCGACUGGAGGAAGUGCAGGAGAUGCUGCGACGGAAGGUGGACGUCAACGCCCAGGCCCUCUCCACCCGGCCACAUACCGACGCAGUGUUCACGGCCAUGACGUACGCCAUCAUGGGAGGCCAUCUGUCCGUGGUCGAAGCCCUGGUUGAGGCCGGGGCCCGUUUAGAGGACGACUGUGGCGGUGACGGCGAGACGGCGCUGCUGUCGGCUGCGUCCCUCGGUAGCGCGGACAUCGUCCAGGUGCUGUUGAAGCACGGUGCCAAUGUGAAUGUCGUCUCCCGCACGAAAAAGAACUCGGCGCUCACCCUGGCGUGUGAGCGGGGCAGCGAAGACAUAGUGAGCCUCCUACUGGAGGCCGGGGCUAACCUGGAGCACCAGAACCACCGCAAGUACACGCCACUGAUGGCGGCCUGCUACGACCGCCACCUGGAGGUGGUGCGGCUGCUCAUCAACGGCGGUGCUCAGGUGCAAGGGCCGCCGGACAGCUUCGACUCGCCGCUCCUGCUGGCAGUGUACGGCAACUAUGUAAACAUUGCCCAACUGCUGCUGGAAAACGGCGCCGACACAGAGCAUGUCAACGAGUCCGGAUACACAGCCAUACUGGAGGCGGCCAGCGAGGGACUCCGGGAGAUGACGCGUCUUCUGAUCUCGCACGGCGCCAAUGUCAACUUCAUCACGGGGGACGGCCAGAGCUCAGCGCUGUCGAUGGCGUGCGCCAGUGGAUACCUGGACACGGCCCGCAUCCUGGUCAAGGCCGGAGCCAAGGUCAACAGCGGCUGCUCCUCUCCGCUGAUUGAGGCCGCGUGUGCCGGAGAGAGCGAGAUCGUCGAGUGGCUGCUGCGACACGGAGCCGACAUACGGCACCAGAACAGCCUCGGGGACACGGCGCUGACGAUAGCAGCCCAGCACGACCGGAUGGAGGUGGUGGACAAGCUGGUGGAAAAUAACGCAGACAUGGAGGUGCUGAACUCCGCCGGCCGCUCGCCUCUGAUGGUGGCGGCGGCCAACGGCUGCUUCGACACCGUCGAGGCGCUGCUGGAGUGGGGCGCCGACGUGAACCGGUCGUCGCCCAACAACACCGUCACCGCCCUGAGCCUGGCCUGCAACGGCGGCUGGCACCGCACGGUCUCCUUGCUGCUGCGAAGCGGCGCCAACAUCAUGCACAAGCUCAAGGACGGUUCAUCAGCACUGAUGGAGGCCACCCUGCAGCAGGAGACGAAAACGCUUCGCGUACUCACACAGUACCCGCUGAACGCUUCCCUCUCUGAUGACGAGCUUUCGGACGACGCCAAGGUUGAGUCCGGCUCAAGUAAGGAAGACCCCGACCAGGACGUAAAAAAGCGGGAUCGGGACGGGACGACGUCCUCAACCGAUAGCUGGACAGAGUGGUCUGAUUACGAGGACGACGAUGACGACGAGCGUAGUGACGCAGAGUGUGCUGUCUCGAGCGGAUCGAACAAACCUCCACAACAGUCUGCUCAGUCUGCCUCCGCCGACGGCGGCAAGGGAGGCGCCACCAGCAAAUGUUCGCGGAAAUCCGGCGCCGUAUCCGCUUCGGGCCCGGUGGCUCUGACUCCGCGCCCCAAACCUGGGGCUUCAGCUCCGGCUGCGGCGUCGGCUUCGGCUUCGACUUCAACUCCGGCUGCGGCUUCAGCUUCAGCUCCGAUGAGCCCUGUGACCGACGCUCAGAUAGUGAAGAAGGCCGAGUCCAUCAAGCAGCGGAGAAUGGAGAUCAAGGUGGCCAUCAUCCAGCACCAGCUGGAAGAGGCCGCCCUGGAUCGCCUGAGGACCAAGUUGAAGCAGCAGGAAACGGUGACGCCCGCCGAGAAGACGGCCUUCGUGAAGGAGCGAGACCGACUGCAGCAGGUGCGCCAACAGUUUGACCAGCAGCUACGGGACUUGGAGAAAGAGAUAAACGAAGACAUCGAACUCAGCAGCCGACGGAAGCAGGCUUCCCCGUCACCCCCGGGCAUUGAAGCCCGAGGCAGGCAGCAGGUGGUCGACUUUCUAGUAAACCGGAAGGCCUUUGCCGGACAGCACUCGCCUCUGGGGGUGGCGUGCUCCAUCGGAAAUCCCGAAGUGGUUAAUAUUCUGCUGGACAGCCAUGCUCACAUCGAGCAACGCGACAAGGCGGGCUUCACGCCGCUCAUGCUGGCGGCUGGCGCCGGCCACACCGGCAUCGUGCUGCUGCUGAUGGACAAGGGCGCCGACGCGGCACUCACCUGCGAGGGCUCGCAUGACACGCCCCUCAUGCUGGCCUGCUCCGGCGCUCACUACGAUACCGUCCGCGUCCUCAUCAAAACCGGAUCCAACCUGGAACACCGCAACGCCUCCGACUACACGCCACUGUCCAUGGCGGCGGCCGCCGGCAGCCUGGAGAUCGUCCGCUUCCUGCUGCAGCAAGGGGCCGACAUCAACAGCAGGCGGGCCACCCGGCUGAACAUCACGCCACUGAUGGUGGCGGCCACCAGCGGACAAACGGAGAUUGUCAAGUUUCUUCUGGAGAAAGGCUGCGACACCAGGGCCGAGAUUGCGAGCAACCAUAACACGGCUUUGACGCUGGCCUGCUUCAAGGGCCGUCUCGAGGCGGUUGAUCUGCUGCUGCAGUUCGGAUCACACAUUGAGCACCGUGCCAAGACGGGUUUGACGCCGCUAAUGGAGGCGGCCCAAGGCGGUUUCCUAGAAGUGGGGAAGCUGCUGCUGGACCGGAAGGCAGAAGUCAACGCCGCGACGCCCGUCGGCCGGAAGACGGUGCUCAUGGCUGCCGCUCUGCGAGGUCACACCGAGUUCGUAAAGCUGCUCAUCUCCAGAGGGGCAAAGAUCGACGCACAGAACAAGAGAGGAUGCACUGCCCUUUGGCUGGCCGUAGAUGCAGGUCACAAAGAGACGGCACAGCUGCUGAAGUCGCACGGAGCGUCGGUGGAUGACCAAGACGCCAAACAGGUGUCGUGCAUCAUGGCGGCAGUACCGCAGCGGCAACGUGGAGCUGGUGCGCUGGCUGUUGGAGUGUGCGUCACAGCUGCCGUCUGACGCCGAGCUGGACCGGUCCAUCCAGUGCGACGCGAAGAAGGCGCAGCGCUCGGAAGCCGCCGUUGGAAAAGAGCGCCGGGAAUGUCUGAAACUCAUCCGAAGUGAGAGGGAGAAGAAGUACUUAGAAGCAAACAAGCUCGGCGAGUCGCUCCUUGAAGAGGAGG